AGUGGGGAGGGAAGCCAGUCUUUGAUCAGGCUUAACUUGCAACCCAGGUCUUUGACAUCUGAAGGCGAAGCUGAAAGGAUCUGAACAGAAAAGCAGCCUCUAAAAGAGAGAGAGAAAGUGGAUGUGUUUGGGAAAAAGAGAGGAGAGGUGGGAGGAAGAGAGCAGGGAACGGUGAGAAUUCAUGCUGUGUUAGCAUCCCCUCAGCAACUCCAUCAAUACUGCAUACAGCUGAGAAACUGGCAAAGGUCCUCCGUGCUGCAUUCGCAGGCUCGACCAGCCAAAGAGAACAACUCCCACGACCGGUCGGUUGAGUGUGUAAGUGGAGGGGGCUCCGGAGGGGCACAGGCACACUGACACACACAGCCGGACCUCUGCUGCACCAGUACGGAGAAGAGGAGAGCGGAGGAGGGCACAGAGGAGCAAACACUGACCGGGAAUACUCCAGCGAAGACAGCCAAUCCCGGAGAGGGACGGGUCUGUGGGGGGACUGGGGCUAAUAUGCUACCGUGCUCCGCAGGAGAAGCUGAGCACCAGGGAGUCUGACAGAACCUCAGUGCACCUGCCUGCUCCAUGCGACCUGGCUUUGAUUAUGUGGAGAAGCUGACGUGUGCGAUGGCCAGCGUGGACCUGCAGGUUUUCAUACCUCCAGUUCUGUGUUCUCGUUACCUCCCGACCAGGCAACCCACCCCCGGGGUCUGACCGCGCCUCCCCUCCCUCUCUCCCCCCUCCCUCUCCCUGGGUGUCCCUCAAUCCUGGGCCCAUCAUGGGAGGAUGCUUCUCCAAACCCAAACCAGUUGAAGUUAAAGUGGAACUCUCUCUCCUGGAAAAAGAAAAAGAGGUGGAUGGGCUGUCACCGAAUGGCAAAGCGAGCCCCUUCGCAGACUGCAGACCUAACGGGGCGCUCGGACAUGGCUCUGAUGAUGACUCCACCCCCCUCCCCCUCUACCACAAACCACGGGACUACGUGGAGGCCUCAGUCUGUCAUGUUAAGGACCUGGAAAAUGGACAGAUGCGAGAGGUCGACUUGGGAAGUGGCAGAGCUUUGUUGAUCAAAGAACACGGGGAGUUUUCAGCCAUGGGACACAAAUGUCCUCAUUACGGAGCGCCCUUGGUCAAAGGUGUACUGUCAAAAGGACACGUUCGCUGUCCCUGGCACGGUGCAUGUUUCAACAUUGCAACUGGAGACAUUGAGGACUUCCCUGGGUUGGACAGUCUGCCUAUUUUCCAGGUCAGAGUUGAAAAGGACAAGGUGAUCAUUCGUGCAAACAAGCAGGCUCUUCAGUUGCAGAAAAGAUCAAAGCCCAUGGGCCGAUGUUCAGCAGUCAUAAACUCUAGCACAGGCUUCAGCCAUGUUCUCAUCAUUGGCUCAGGUCCAGCAGGUCUGGUGUGUGCAGAGACGCUGAGGCAAGAGGGCUUCACUGAUCGCAUCGUCAUGUGCACCAUGGACCGACAUCCCCCGUAUGACAGGCCUAAACUGAGUAAGUCCUUAGACAGUACAGCAGAGCAGCUAAGACUUCGCUCCAUCGAAUUUCUCCAGGAUCAUGACAUCGAACUCCUCACGGAGAAAGAGGUUGUGGCUGUAGAUGUUAAAACGCGGUCUGUGACCUUUGAGGAUGGAUUAAGGAUGGAGUACAGGAAGCUUUUUAUUGCUACAGGAAGCAAACCCAAACCAAUGAACUAUAAGGGCAAAGACAUCUUGAACGUCUUUCACCUCCGGACCCCUGAAGAUGCGAACAGCAUAGCGAGGCUGGCUAACAACAAGAAUGCUGUAAUUGUGGGAACAUCAUUCGUUGGUAUGGAGGUGGCUGCGGCUCUUACUGACAAGGCCCACUCUGUCUCUGUCAUUGGGAUUGAGUCAGUCCCCUUUAAAAAAGCUCUCGGGGAGAAAGUAGGGAAAGCCAUAAUGAAGCUGUUUGAGGCAAACAGGGUGAAAUUCUACAUGCUUAACGAGGUGUCGGAGAUGAUAGGCCUUCAUGGACAGCUGAAAGAGGUGGUACUGAAAAGUGGAAAAGUACUGCGGGCUGAUGUGUGCGUCAUUGGAACAGGAUGUGUCCCUGCAACAGGCUUCUUAAAACAAAGUGGCAUUCACAUGGACUCCAAGGGCUUCAUCACUGUCAACAAGACGAUGCAGACAAAUGUCGAUGGUGUCUUCGCUGGAGGAGAUGUGGUGAUGUUUCCUUUCCCACCACGUAACAAUAAGAAGGUGAACAUCCCUCACUGGCAAAUGGCUCAUGUACACGGGAGAGUGGCAGCUCUCAGUAUGAUGGGGCAAGCCACUGAGAUUAAAACUGUGCCUUACUUCUGGUCAGCCAUGUUUGGGAAGACCAUUCGCUAUGCAGGUUAUGGUGAUGGAUUUGACGAUGUCAUUAUUCAAGGAGAUCUGGAUGAACUGCGAUUUGUGGCAUUUUAUACCAGGAGUGAGGAGGUGGUUGCAGUUGCCAGCAUGAACUAUGAUCCUAUUGUAUCCCGAGUGGCAGAGGUCUUAGGAUCCGGAAAGACGAUUAAGAAACGAGAUGUGGAGAUGUUAGCACGACUUGGCAAGACCGGAGACAUUUCUUGGUUGAUCGAUAAAGGCUCUCAAUGACUUCCUGUCUGAAGGGCCAAACGACAGAUCCCAAAGUCUAUUGGACACCUCAAUAUGGACACUUAUGGUGCUGAGACACUGAGCAGCUAUCCAGAUACAAACACACCGGGAACAGAGGAGGAGGAGGAGCAUGUCUGUCUCCAAUUGGGACGUACUUCACUGAGGACGACACUCGCCUCCUGAAAGACACUUUGACGUAACAAACCAAGCCAUGCACAGUCUGAACACACUCAUACAUCGUGUUCGCAGGUCCUUUGUUACAAUGUUGUUGUGUUUCACAACAAAGCAAUACUGGAUUCAGCCUCUGUGUUGCUGCAAGAUGUAUCUACCUGUAAACUUUGUUUAUAAGAAGCCAGGGAUGGGCAUUGGCAUUUUUGUACAAUUAACAUUGUAUAUAGUUAUAAUCCUGAAUGCACUGUAACAAAAUAAGACAUACAAUUUGAAUUUUUCUAAGUUUUAAACAAUGUAUUUGGUUGUGUGCUUGCAUACAGAAAAACAGGCCCUAGAUCUGCAUGGUAUUACUUACUCUAACAGAAGUUAAAAAUAUAACCCCUAAAUAUAGAUUUUCCAAACUAGAUGCAUCAGCAAAUGAAUCUUAAAACAGCAAAUGAGAAAAUUACACACAUUACCUGAAUGCAACUUUAACCGACACACUAACGCAGCUUUAAUUCACAAUAAAUGAAGUACUAUUUUUAGGAUUACAACAUACCUCUUAUUAUCGGUUGCCUUGCUAAUAGAUUGCAGAAAUGAAAUUCAAAUUAUGCUUUGAUUGCUAUCACAAUAGAGUCAUGUAUUUUCUAACAAAUAGAUAUCGCUCCAUUACAUGAAUGCAAUGGUAGUUAAAGGUUAUUUUUGAUAGCCAUCACUUCCAUGUGGAUAUUCUUUGUUACUAACUCAGGGAACUGAGGUUUGUGGCCAGGGUUAAUGGGGUUACCAAAUGAUGUUUUGUUUCUUUGAUAUUUUUCCCAGUUAUUGUAAUUUCACUGGAUCUCUCGUUUCCAUUCAGAAAUGCUUGUACUGUGCUUCAGAGUAAAGCAUAUGCUUAAUUAAAUCCUGGUGUGCUGAAGAUCUCACAAUACUUGAGCCCUGUCACAUAAGUUAACAGAGAAUUUUAAAAAGCAUUGUUCUACCUACAGAGAAGCCUUGAAAUGGCAUUUUUAUAACUAAAACUUUGAAAUAAAAGUCUUCCAACAAUACCUAUUCGCUGUUGUUUUAACAUGUUGUUUGCAUGGUUACCACUUUAUUACCCAGAGAAAACACAAAAAGUAGUAAGUAGAAAAUGUUUAAUAAGUUUAAAGAAUUGACAAAGCACCGUUUACAGGACAGAUUUCAUUCUUUAGUCAGGAUUACUUACCAAAAACCAAACAAACAGACAAAAAGUCAAGAGAGGUUUCUUGAAAUCACACAGUAUUAAUAUUUGAAAAAAAAUUAAUAAAACAUAAUGCCUACACAAUGUAUAAUUAAAAAAUCUAAACAAAAAUCACUAAACCAGAAAUAAUUCCCUAAUGAGGACAAGGAGGAGGGGGAAGACAAUAGGACGAGGCAUCUAAUACACUCAAUUCACACUGAGAUUGUUCACAAUAAUAUUGCAAACAGCCCGGAGAGGUUUUCUAUUAGAACAACUGGGUAAAAAGUACCUCAAAGACACCUGUUGAGACCAAUAAAUAUACCAACAAACACUGGAGUGAUGGCUUCACAUUGUAUUAUAGUCACAAACAUUUGAUCUAAUGACAAUAUAUAAUGAUACAUUAUCAUAAACUCAACCAGGAGACACAUCAGUGCAAUGACAGACUCCCUCCAGUUUAACUAUACUGUCCGAUUAAAGUAUGUGAAGCAUUUAUUGUGCUAUGUGUAAAUACUAUCUGAAGACAGUCUAGAAACUGGCCUAAAGGCUGUGUUUUAAGUAAAUCAAACCGACUCUUUGGAGGAAAUGAGAAACUUAUGGUCACUGUGUUAUUGGUAUGAAAAGUUAAAAAGUCCAAUGACCAUAAUACCCCAGUUAUCACAACACUGUUCACUGGAGUAAUAAAAACCUUCAGCAUUGAAACACAUUCUAUGGGCUGGACAUUCUGCCGUCGAUUAAAAACAUGACAGACUCACAGCUACAUUGAAAUUUGAGGAGAGCAUCAUGAAAACAAUAACUGGCUUUUUUUUAAUCAUUAAAACAGUUUUGCCAAUAGAAAAAAAGCUGCAAGUUACCCUUGAAGAAAUUAAGAAAAGUCAUUUGUAAACACAUUCAUGUACUAUAAAGAUU
This is a messenger RNA of Sphaeramia orbicularis (orbiculate cardinalfish), 4838 nucleotides long. It is a transcript of the gene aifm3, whose product is annotated as AIF family member 3. Bases 764 to 2584 code for a protein of 606 amino acids. The transcript has 21 exons. The record is from RefSeq and is a predicted model, not a curated record. Gene Ontology annotation, molecular function: 2 iron, 2 sulfur cluster binding; oxidoreductase activity, acting on NAD(P)H. Gene Ontology annotation, cellular component: mitochondrion; cytoplasm. Gene Ontology annotation, biological process: execution phase of apoptosis. NCBI's taxonomy places the organism in Eukaryota, Metazoa, Chordata, Actinopteri, Kurtiformes, Apogonidae.